Messenger RNA from Strongylus vulgaris, 657 nucleotides. Lineage: Eukaryota; Metazoa; Nematoda; Chromadorea; Rhabditida; Strongylidae. The record is from the annotation of a GenBank genome assembly.
AUGGAUGCAGAGAAAGGCAAUGGUUCAUGUGCACCGCUAGGAGCCAAAGAAGGAAGAAAUAGAGCAGGAGUGGGAAAAUUGCCAUCAGAAGCAGAGGAGAAAUCAGAUAAGUCCAAAGAAAAGGAAGAGAAAAAGAAGGAAGAGGGAGAGGAUAAAGACAAGGAGAAGGAUAAGGAAAAGGAGCCAAAAGAUGAGGAGGCACAAGCGAAAGGGGACGAGCAAGAGGAAUCACACGUGCUGGGAAAAUCUGCAGAAACUCUCGGGAAAGGAAAGUCUGUAAUCUUCAAAGUUCCCGAAGAGCACAAGCCAGUCUGGAGUGAUAUCAAGAUACAGAAUCCAUCCAACGAAAAGAAAACGUUCAAGGUAAAAUGUACCUCAAAUCUGCACUUUCGCGUUCAACCACCUCUUGGUUUUAUUAAACCGAACGAUACAGCAAGGAUACGAGUAUGGUUUCAGAACCAGAAAGGGAUUCCGACAGAAAAGAAGCGGCACUAUUUUGCUAUAUAUUUUAUGCCAGCACAAGAAGGCAAAACUGUGAAGGAUAUGUGGCCCAAAAACGCAAAGCAUGAGGGAAUAUGCCGUGUAUGUGUUGUAUUUGAAAAAGCAGUAGGCGACAAACCUGAUUCUGCGAAACCUCCAGAUAAUCCAAGCAAAUGA